Molecule: messenger RNA, 830 nt
Organism: Kickxella alabastrina
Lineage: Eukaryota; Fungi; Kickxellomycota; Kickxellomycetes; Kickxellales; Kickxellaceae
Product: Rof/RNase P-like protein
Exons: 1
Coding region: 23-805 (260 amino acids)
Biological process (GO): rRNA processing; tRNA 5'-leader removal
Cellular component (GO): ribonuclease P complex; ribonuclease MRP complex
Molecular function (GO): ribonuclease P RNA binding
Source: RefSeq, a predicted model, not a curated record
ACACUUUAAAUACUUUUUAAUUAUGAACAAUAAACCAACACAAAUAGGCUUUUACUCGCCUCUCACUGACGCAGCAAAGUCCCGGAGCAAAGCGCCCACCGACGUUCCGGUCGACCCAACGACCAAAAAGUUUAUCCAAGGGUUCAUCGAACGCACAAUAGACACUGGAAUAAGCGAUAUCCGUGCCCAAGCAGCCUUCAAAGACCGCGUCGAAGGUCGCAUACUACUCCUCACCAAUCCAUACAAGGACAAAUCGAAGGGCACCAUGGGAACAACCGGAGGGCGCAUAGGCGAAGCCCAGAUAAUCCGCAAUACGCGUCGCAAAACCAUCACGGCGAAAGAAAAACGCGCACUAAAUAUAUAUGAAAUUCCAAAAGAAGCACGCCGAUAUGAUUUGUUUCUCCCACUCAACCUUAUGUGGAACACUUAUGUGGAUACUCUGUUGGCUGGUAAGCAGCAGAAAACGGCUGCCCAGAUGUUGCUUUCCGGAGACUAUAAAAAUCAGCAACAGAUGUUGGGCAGAUUGAUCAAGGCCGAUAUGCAUGGCGCUAGGGUAUCAGUCGUGCGCGCAAAGUGUCCGAACUUUAUCGGUAUUUCUGGUAUUGUCGCGCAGGAGACAAAAAACGUGUUCAAGAUCAUCACCCAGGAGGACACCCUGGCUGUUGUGCCCAAGGCUCGCUGCGUUUUCAGUCUUGAAUUCUCUUCGGGCGCCCAGUGUCUCAUUUACGGAGACCAGUUCGCCUUCCGCGCCAGCGAGCGUUCGUCCAAAAAAUUCAAGCCCAAGCCGAGUAUCGAUUUGCGUUAAAGUAAAUAAAUAUUUGAUGCUUAUU